GCCCUGUGGGCCGUGGCGCCCUCAGCGCUGCGGCUGCUGGAGGCCGCCGUGCUGCGUUGCCCUGCCUGCCCAGGCUGUCCUGACUGCAGCUGCCCAGCGGUCAGCUGCUCGCUGACCUGUGCGGGCCCCGCGAGCACCAGCCAGAUCACUCUGAGGGAGCGCGACUGGAUCGGGCUCGCCACCGCGUUCGUGAGUGGCGUUGUGGUUCUGCGAGUCUGGGACUGCCUGAAAGCCACCAGGACUCGACAGCAGGGCGACAAGCCUGCAGGAGACCGCGGUAUCACCAUCAACUACGUGGAGAGGCAGUCUCCUGCGAUCGCGAUACUGGAUCGUUCCCUGGACAUCAAGGAGUUUCAAGUAUUGGUGGAGUUCCUAGGCGACGCAGACGGCUUGUACUGGCACAUGAGAGUGCUGCUGGCCCGCGCGGGCCGUGCAGGGGCGUGGGUCACGUUGACACCGACACUGGGGCUAUACACCCACGACCUGGACACAAUCAGGCGCAUUGCAUUGGCGCGGAAUGCGCCAUGGCCCGACAGGGUGAACAGGAAUGAGAUAUUCGGGUUCGAUCCGAUUUCGAGGGUGGAGCUGAACCAGUAUGUGCAGCUGGCCAAUGUCCAGGCGCGUGUGCUGGCCGACGACGACGGCGACCCGGAGGCGCCAGAGAUGCUCUGGCUGCGUGCAGGUCCAGGACUCGACAGGAUCGGCGAGGUCAUCCCGCAGGAGGUGAUUGAUGAUCAGGAGCGCUUCGCGGAUACAUAG
Messenger RNA from Prorocentrum cordatum, 759 nucleotides. NCBI's taxonomy places the organism in Eukaryota, Dinophyceae, Prorocentrales, Prorocentraceae. The record is from the annotation of a GenBank genome assembly.